AUGGACCUUCUCCACACGGUCCAUAUUGACUACCCAUCCAAUUGCCCGGAUUGUUUUCGGAAACACGAAGAUGAGAUAACUCAAGACGCCGUCGAGACGAUAGCGGAAUUGAAGAAGUGGAUCGCCGACGCCAGACACUUUGAGGAAGCAAAGGCACGUGGGGAAGACAAACCGAUAACAGCCAAAAGAAUUGAUGCCGUUAUCAAAAUGUGGGAAGAAGACUUGAGGCAUUUUGAGGGAGUGAAAGAGGACCUUUUGAGGCUUCAUCGGAGGCUCGAGAGAGUUUGGGCUGACGGCUUUACCACGUCCCUGCCCACUACAAACCUUACACUCCCUUACCCCCCACCAGGCGACUACCAUUGCACUGACCCAGUCCGCGGAUCUUCUCUAGAUUAUCGUACCUGUCGCGACGCCGCGGAGAGAUUUAAGUACCGUUUUACCGCCCUAGACGGCUAUACCCUAACCCACCGUCGACACUUCAAAAUGGCAACAGAGAUCUCAUGUCCAUGGAUUAUUGUGGAAUAUGAUUGCAAAUUCACGCUCGAUUAUAGGAGUGAGGAUGGGAUGAAUCCGCCUGCAAACCCCGAGUAUGUCAGCUGGGUUGGGGGGAGGUUAGCGAAGAAGUGUACAGGGCCUGGCGCUGGUGGAGGCAAGGUAGAAGUUGGAGGGACCCAAUGGGGUGAGGAUUAUACUUUAGUUUGGCAGAUCGAGUUGGCCGACGGCGAGAAAGACGGGGGAAGUGUAGCUAAUGAGACGCUGGAAGGGUUUAGUCUUGGUGGUGAGGUGGAUUAG
Bacidia gigantensis is the source of this 792-nucleotide messenger RNA. RefSeq lists its product as uncharacterized. The record is from RefSeq and is a predicted model, not a curated record. The transcript is spliced from 2 exons. Bases 1 to 792 code for a protein of 263 amino acids. NCBI's taxonomy places the organism in Eukaryota, Fungi, Ascomycota, Lecanoromycetes, Lecanorales, Ramalinaceae.